Molecule: messenger RNA, 1064 nt
Organism: Malurus melanocephalus (red-backed fairy wren)
Lineage: Eukaryota; Metazoa; Chordata; Aves; Passeriformes; Maluridae
Gene: FHIP2B
Product: FHF complex subunit HOOK interacting protein 2B
Exons: 4
Coding region: 143-511 (122 amino acids)
Source: RefSeq, a predicted model, not a curated record
CGCUGUCACCCCCUGCCAGGUCCAGGCGUGCCGUGCCAGCGCUGCCCCGUGGGGGUGGCCCUCGUCCCCUCGGCCGCUGGACUCGUGUCACCCCGCAGUGGCAUUUUACGAGGGACAUUUCCUCAAGGUGCUGUUCGACCGCAUGAGCCGGAUCCUGGACCAGCCCUACAGCCUGAACCUGCAGGUGACCUCGGUGCUGUCCCACCUGGCCGCCUUCCCCCACCCCCACCUGCACGAGUACCUGCUGGACCCCUACCUCAACCUGGCCCCCGGCUGCCGCUCGCUCUUCUCCGUCCUCGUCAGGGUGAUCGGGGAGCUGAUGCAGCGGCUCCAGCGUGUGCCCCACUCCAGGGCCAAGCUGCUCCUGGUGCGCCGGCAGCUCCUGGGGCUGGUGCCGGGAGAGCAGAUGGAUCACACGGUGCUGUUCAAGGGCGUGGUGGUGCUGGAGGAGUUCUGCAAAGAGCUGGCGGCCAUCGCCCUGGUCAAGGGGCCACCCGAGGGGCCACCCUGAGCCCCUCCCUGACCCCUCCUCUUCAGCGGUGGCCACUGGGGAUGGCCCAGCCCUCGUUUCAGUAGCCUCCGGUGGCCCUGUGGUAGCCAGGAAUGGCUGUGACAGCGCGGGAAGGACCUCCAGGAGGGAGAGGAGGCACCGAGUCCUUCGUUGUCACCUUGGGCAGCCCCGAGGUGACGCCGCGGCCCCGUGCGGGGUGCGGAGCCGUGGGUGCUGUGGUUCCUCCUGGGUGCUGGGUUCCUGCUCCCCCCUCCCCUCGCUGCUGUCGGAGCUGCCCCGAGCCCCCCCAGGCUCCAGCAGGGAAUUUUUAGGCAAUAAUGGGGUGUGGGGGGCAGUGCCCCCCAGACUCAGCUGUGAGGACUCGAUUGUCCCCUGCCCUGGUGCUGUGGCAGGGGGGUGUGACGUGUGUGACACGUGUGUGACACGUGUGUGACACGUGUGUGUAUGUGUGUGUGUGACGUGUGUGGGGUCAGGUGUGGGGUCCGGUCCCCCCAACCCCUCUCAGCCCCUCCCCAGGGUGACGGGACUCUGCUCUAAUAAAGCUGUGACUCAG